AUGUCUACUUAUUCUGGUUUUGUGAAUAGUGCUUAUUCUGCCAAUACUUAUGAUUCUCCUUCUGCAUGGUACUCUAAUUAUUCUGCUGAUCUCUAUAAGGAGAACAAUAUUGCGCAUCCUCUGGUGAGGGGCGUACAUGAUGAUGUUGCCCAGUCUUUAUCAGAUUUUGAAAGCAAAUUGGAAGGAAAGAUUGACUCUCUUGCGAAGUUGGUGACACAGUUCACUACCAACCAGAGAUAUGCAUCUCCAUCUGCAUUUGUUGCACGACUAUGUGCUAUUUGUCCUUCCAGUGACCACUAUACAGAUGCAUGUCCUUCUUUGCAACACCAUGCUGCCUUUGAUGCACCUCAGGCUUAUGCUACAAACAUCUACAACAACAGGCAACAAAAACAGCAGCAACAACAACAGAUGCAAUUUUAUGAUGCUCCUGCUCAAAUAGCUCCUCAGCCUUCUACUUCUAAACCUACAUUGAAGGAGUUAUUGGAGCAGAUGACCAUGCAAAAUCUUCAGUUCAAGCAAGAAAUCAUGGAGUUUCAGCAGGAAACACAAGCUGUCAUUCAGAGUUUGAAUGAUCAGAUAGGGCAAACGGCUACUCAGCUCAAUCAGGAACAACCUCAUGAUUUAGAGGAAUCACCAUUUCAGACUGUUCAGAUUCCUGAUGAUGAUAGUGUCGUCCACAUAGGAGAUGGGGAGCAGAGUUAUGAGCUUACCACUGAGCAACCUACUUUCCCACCUUCAAAUGUCCCUAUUCUUGCGAUUGAGGAGAUAGAUCCUGAUGAUGAUUUGGAGGACCAGGAAAGUAUAAGCAGAAAUUGUGAGCCAGGUAGACCACUUUCAUAUUCCACCACUUUAGCAAUCUUCAAGGAAGAGGAGGUAAGCAUACCUCAAUUUGAUUAUGUUGAUGAUUAUGUUAUUGAGAGGUAUGCUGAUGAUUGUAUUGUUGAUGAGUCUGUUUUUAAUUCUUCCUCUCUGCAUGAUGAGAAUCAAUUUUUGAUAUCAAAUUCGUAUGUUUAUUCUCCAUGCAUUGAACAUGAAUCUGAGUCUGUGGUUGAUAUUGUUUCUGAAUUUGAAAUUGAUUCAUGUUCUGAGAGUUUAUCUGUUGUUCAGCCUGUUACACUGGGAUUGGGUGUUAUACCCCUGUGUGUCAAUUCUUUGGAGCCACAAUGUACUAACCAUGCUGCAGGAGGUACAUAUGAAUUUGACCAACAUGCACCCCCAGUGGAAGACAAGGGUGCUUACAUACACAAUAGUUUGAAGAUCAACAGGCACCUGCUGAACCUGCUCAUCAACAAUCAUUGCAUAGAUCCAACUGUGGAUAAUAUCUCCCUGCUAGAUCAAAUCUGGAGGAUGAAGCAAUUCUUCCUAAAAACUUCCUUGCUGGAUACUAUGGCGGAAAACAUCUCCCUGAAAGUCCAAAUUUGGCAACUGCCACCAUAACUCAGGGGAGUUUUCCUUUUCUCUUCUCCCCCUUUCCCUACUUUUAUUGCACUUGUCCAUGAUCUGUUGACUGUUUUGAUUUCCGAUCUUAUGCUUAUGACACAUUGAGGACACUGUGUAGUUUAAGUGUGGUCUAUUGGGGGAGAUUUUUAUUUUUUCUUUGUUAGUUUUUGUUUUCUUGGUUAAAUUUUUUUCUUUUCUAGGUAGUUUUUGUUUUGUCGUGUGUACAGUUUUACAUGAUUCUCUUCAUUUCUGGACUUUGUUUGGGUUGUAGACUUAUCAUUUCCUUCACUUGAUUGAUAUUUAUUUGUUUGAAAUCCUUGCUUUUCUCUGCUUGGGAAGAUGAUUAUGAUGUUUGAGAGGUUGAAUUGAUUGUGACAGAAUUACCCUAUGUGAGAUUUGAGCCACUUUAUGUUUUUUUCUUGUGUGCGAUAUGUCUCUUGAUUGCUUGCGCAUAUGCCUUGGCUUGACUCUUGUUGAUAAUUCUUGAUUGAUAUGCAUGUUUGGAAGUGAUAAAGGCAAUUUUGUUCUUGAGCCUCUCUAGCCAAAUAAGCUUACCUUGUUUUGAUCCUUUGAUAACCCCUUUUGAGCCUAUACUUUCCCCCAUUUCUUUGUUUUGAAGCUCAUACACUAGCCCUAAGUGAAAAACCAUGAUUACCUUAACCUUAGGGAAUUUUGGAGCUUUGGAAGUGUUUUGGGAACAAGUGUGGUCUCCUUAGGGAUUCUGAUGAGUUGGCUAGUUGGUUCCUCUUCUUGUUCUGUUUUGUUUUUGUAAAUCUUGUCUUUUACAGUUUUGUUUUGAAAAGAGAAAAAAGAAAAGAGACAGGAUGAAAAAAAGUGAGAAAGAUGAAAAAGAAAAAUGAAGAAAAAAAAAUUGUGAAUAAUUGUGAAUAAUGGAGUCAAGAAGAGGAUGGAAUUAGAGGUUGUGGGUGUGUUUGAAUGUGUUUACACUUGUUCCCCAUUGCUCCUAUGUUCCUUAUGGUUUGUAGCUUCUUAUCCAGAUAUAUCCUGCCUUGUCCUUGGCGCCAUUACAACCAUGAAAAGACCUUUUGAUUUGAACAUGCAUAUGUUUCUGAGUGUUGAUAUUAGAGGCUUGCCAAGUCUGUUGUUGUUUGCUUUCUUGAGUGCAUUGAGUGACAUUGAUUUACCCCAAACACUUGAGAGAAACACUGAUAGUGCAUCUGUGAGGUUUUGUUACUUUUGAUUCACCUCUUGAGCUGAUUAAUCAUUUUGCCAUGUCUUGAAUUGCUUGGAUGAUUUCAUGAGUAUCUGCUUUCUCUGAUUCAUUCUGUGUUGGAAUUGUCUACUUCUUUUCUCUGUCCAGAUUUCUUGAGGACGGUGUAAAUUCUGUUUGUUUCCUUGUGAGUCUUUAUUUUCUGUGUGUAGACGUUGUGUCACCUUCUUAAAAGCCCUUUGAACUAUUCCCUGAUUUGCGUCUUGAUUUUGCCCAGGAGUGCAAAAGACUAAGUGUGGUCUAUUUUGAUGAACCAAUAUUUUCCUCACUUCACUUAGUUUAAUGUGCUAGAAUUAGUCGGGGAAUUAUGCUUAAACGUCCGUAAUUGUGGUGGCUGGAAUUGAUCAUUGGACAGUGCUAAAACCUCCCAACACUCUUAAACAAGGAAUACAACAGCUUGGCUUUAUUGAAUAGCAAAGAAAAAAACAGCCACGUCCGCAUCCAGCAGCUUGGUAGCAGGUCCAGCAGCUUGGAAGUGGUGUGAGUAUUGGAGCAUAGGGUGACGGGCAGCAAAUGGAGGUACACGGUCCAGCAGAAGCAGGUGUGUGCUUGGAGAGAAUGGGAGGUGCACAAGCAAGAGGCUUUCACGUCCAGUAGGUUGGAUGGAUUAGGGAGAGUCGCCACGUUGGAAAAAGGGUGGGUCAUUCACCCUUAUUUUGGGGAGCUGAAGGUUAGCGUUUUUUUGGGGGAAGCGGCAGAGGGGCACGCGAAGGAGAGGACUUCAUUUAUUUUUGGGUAGUACAUGCACAUGGAGGGUGUCUCGGCUUGGAGCUGGAGCAGCCGCCACACUCAUUCCGAUUUUGUUCUUGAAAGCUGUUCUCAAUGGGAUGAAUGAGGAGCUUACGUUUAUUCCUUUUGUUGAUUUUUCAUUGCCUUUUUAUUUUGGUGCUGUCACGUUCCUUUAUAUAUGCCAUAAAUUGGAAUUUUGCUUUGCUUGUGCACGCUGUUACAUUGUUGUUCUCGCUGCUUUGAAUUUAUU
Vigna angularis (adzuki bean) is the source of this 3650-nucleotide messenger RNA. RefSeq lists its product as uncharacterized. The coding region runs from base 1 to 1437 and encodes 478 amino acids. NCBI's taxonomy places the organism in Eukaryota, Viridiplantae, Streptophyta, Magnoliopsida, Fabales, Fabaceae. The record is from RefSeq and is a predicted model, not a curated record. The transcript is spliced from 2 exons.